This is a messenger RNA of Andrographis paniculata, 1741 nucleotides long. RefSeq names its product ATP-citrate synthase alpha chain protein 2. NCBI's taxonomy places the organism in Eukaryota, Viridiplantae, Streptophyta, Magnoliopsida, Lamiales, Acanthaceae. The transcript has 12 exons. Gene Ontology annotation, molecular function: succinate-CoA ligase (ADP-forming) activity. Gene Ontology annotation, biological process: succinyl-CoA metabolic process; tricarboxylic acid cycle. Bases 139 to 1410 code for a protein of 423 amino acids. Gene Ontology annotation, cellular component: succinate-CoA ligase complex. The record is from RefSeq and is a predicted model, not a curated record.
AUAUAUAACCACACCGCACCUCCCAUGAUUCAACCAACUCUCUCACUCUAAGUGCUCAUCAAAAUCUUGUUAGGUGAAAUUCCCAUUUCUUUCCGACUGCAGAAGCUCACUUCUCGUUGCAGACUGACUGACUAACUGAUGGCGAGGAAGAAGAUCAGGGAGUACGAUUCCAAAAGGCUGCUCAAGGCGCAUCUCAAAAGAUUAGCCGGAAUAGACCUCCAGAUCCGAUCUGCGCAGGUGACACAAUCAACGGAUUUUUCUGAGCUAACAGACAAAGAACCAUGGCUUUCAUCCACAAAGUUGGUUGUAAAGCCCGACAUGUUGUUUGGGAAACGAGGGAAGAGCGGCUUGGUUGCGUUGAAUUUAGACGUUGCGCAGUCUGCUUCAUUUGUUAAGGAACGCCUUGGUGUUGAGGUUGAAAUGGGCGGUUCUAAAGCACCGAUUACUACAUUUAUUAUCGAGCCUUUUGUCCCCCACGACGAGGAAUACUACCUUUCUAUAAUGUCUGAGAGGCUAGGAUGUACCAUUAGCUUCUCGGAAUGUGGAGGUAUAGAAAUUGAAGAGAACUGGGACAAGGUUAAGACUAUCUUCUUGCCAACUGAAAAGCCAAUGAACUUGGAAGCAUGUGCACCAUUGAUAGCUACACUUCCCUUAGAGGUCAGAGGGAAGAUAGGCGAUUUUAUAAUUGGUGUAUUUUCUGUAUUUCAAGAUCUGGAUUUUACUUUUCUUGAGAUGAACCCAUUUACUCUGGUGAAUGGUGAGCCAUAUCCUCUAGACAUGAGGGGAGAGUUGGAUGACACGGCAGCUUUCAAAAAUUUCAAGAAAUGGGGUGACAUAGAGUUUCCCCUGCCCUUCGGAAGAGUAAUGAGCCCAACCGAGGCUUUCAUACACUCAUUGGAUGAAAAAACGAGUGCAUCAUUGAAGUUCACUAUUUUGAACCCCAAAGGACGUAUUUGGACAAUGGUAGCCGGUGGUGGCGCAAGUGUGAUAUAUGCCGACACAGUCGGAGAUUUGGGGUAUGCAUCCGAACUCGGUAAUUAUGCCGAGUACAGUGGAGCUCCAAAUGAAGAGGAGGUCUUGCAAUACGCAAGAGUAGUCAUUGAUUGCGCCACAGCUGACCCCGAUGGCCGAAAAAGAGCUCUUCUUAUCGGAGGAGGCAUAGCUAAUUUCACGGAUGUUGCUGCUACGUUCAAUGGAAUCAUCCGGGCACUCAAGGAGAAGGAAUCAAAGCUGAAAGCAGCUAGAAUGCACCUUUAUGUUCGUAGAGGCGGCCCCAACUACCAGACUGGUUUGAAGAAAAUGCGAGCAUUAGGAGAAGAGUUGGGAAUUCCCAUCGAGGUUUAUGGACCGGAGGCCACCAUGACGGGCAUAUGCAAGCGAGCAAUCGAUUGCAUCAUGUCUGCGGCGUAAUUAUAUAGUGUAGCUAUUAUGCUGUUCCUUCCAGCAUGAUUUGAUUUGCAUCGAUAAGAUUUUGAUGCUGGAAGUUUGAUGUUUGUUCUGUUCUGUUGUUGGUUGGCUGAUUUAAUUUCUUGGAUUGGGAUUGGGAUUGGGAUUGUGCUGUGUGGCACUCAUUUUGUCUUGUUAUUACGACGCUUUUCUCUGUUAAGAUUUCAGCAUAACAAUUGGAUCAGUAAUGCUGAAACUCAGGUUAAGGUUACAAUAUGUGAUUCUUCGACAAAUACAAAUAUUGGUUUCAUACAAUAUGUAGAGUAAAUGUAAAUAAACGAAAUACGUUUUCUAA